AUGACUUCUCCAGAUUGGUUUACCCCUGUGCCCAUUGACGACUUCGAGGCGCUCCACAAAAAGCAAGUGGAGGACCCUGUGCCAGAGGAAUGCCCCGAAACUCCGGCAAUCGAAGGCUUGGAAGUGCAUUGCGGUCCCAUUCUUAAACUUUGUGGAACAUUGGAAAACGGUCUGGACAGUUACAGAGCUUCCAUUAUGCUUGUUGUUAAGGGUGCAGUGCCCAAGAUAACAUACCAAAUUGGACCUGUGGUGGAAGGUCCUGGAAAAGUCUCCGAUGGUGAGUUUCCUGGUAAAGUCUACUAUGAGCUGUCUGGAGGCUUGCAAUUCUACAGAUUUAACAUUGCCUUGAAGCUUGCGGAAUACCAGCAAAAAGUACGCUACACCAUCAACGGCUUGUUCAAUCCUGCUCAUCAAUUUUUUCUUCCCGCAGCGCUGGAAUCCAUGAACGUGGUUUCUUACUCAUGUAAUGGAUUUUCUCUUGCUACUGACACCUCAGAUUACCAGCUGUCACUUUGGUUGGAUGUAUUGCGAAAGCACUCAUCUCAGAACUACCAUGUGAUGUUGGGAGGAGGUGACCAGAUCUACUGUGACCUGAUCAAAGUCCAUUGUAAGGGACUCGAGCCGUGGCUUAAUUUGGAGUCUUCAAGCAAAAAAAGAGAGGUGAAAGUGACUCCAGAUUUGCUUGAGGAAUUCGAGCAAUACUAUUUGAAUGCAUACCUUCAAUGGUUUGGAAAAGGUUGGUGGAAGGGUAAAAACGGUGCUACCCUUCAGACCAUGUUUCCUUUGGCUAUGGCUCAGAUUCCUACGGUAAGCAUUUAUGAUGAUCAUGACAUAAUUGACGGAUUCGGCUCGUACAAAGAUAAAACAAUGGGCCAGAAUGUGUUUUCCACCAUCGGAAACGUCGCCUACAAGUAUUAUAUGCUUUUCCAGCAUCAGAUACUGAUUGAUGAGCCCGAGUACUUGGAUGAUCCACUGUGGGUUUUGUCUAAAGGGAAUGGUCCAUGGAUUAAACAACCAAGUCACUCUGUUUUCAUGCGUUUGGGUCAGGAGAUUUCUUUGGUAGGUAUUGAUUGUCGUACUGAACGUAAGCUUUCCCAAGUUGUCUCAAAUUCAACAUACAACAUCAUUUUCUCUCGCUUACAGGCCGAGAUUGACCGGGCGCCAGAGACCAAGCAUUUGUUGGUGAUGUUGGGUGUUCCAAUCAUGUACCCUAGACUUGUGUGGCUUGAGUUGAUUUUGAACUCCACUGUGCUCAAACCUGUCAAAAAAUUGGCUACCAAGGGUAUCAUUAGCAAGGGCUUGGUCAAUGAGUUUGAUGGAAGCGUUGAAGUUUUGGACGAUUUGAAUGAUCAUUGGUGUUCGAAGCAUCACAAGCGUGAGCGAAACUUCCUUUUGAAGUCUUUGACUGAAUUUGGUGCCAAGAACGGUGUCAGAAUCACUAUCUUGUCUGGUGAUGUUCACUUGUGCUGUUUCGGAAGAUUCAAGACAAAGAUCCAUCACCAUCCUCAUGCACACCUUCUUCAGGGCCACGAGGCCAUCGAGGAGAAGAACAAGGAUGUCACUCUUCAUCCGGAAACCGAUCCCAGACUUGUGUUCAAUGUGAUUUCGUCCGCCAUCGUCAACGCACCCCCUCCAGACCCAAUGGCCACUUUGCUCGGCAAGCGUUCCAAAGUGCACCACUACGAUCUCUACACAGAUGAGGACAUCUUGCCGAUAUUUUCCUGUAAUCCGGACGGAUCUCAGAGAGAUAAUAAUUCGUUCUUGAACAAAAGAAAUUGGAACGAUCUCGUUUUGGCCAAGCAGUCUGUAACUUACAAGGGUCGCGCAGAAGAGUGGAAAUUUCCGGGACCAUUGGUGGAGGAGUAUGCCACUAAAAUGGCCAAAAAUGAAAUUUCUGCCAGCUAUAUCAAGUAUCCAUUACUUCCUGACUCGUUGGUUACCACCAUUUGGGUGGAGAAGGAUGGAAACGACGUAAAAGCCUCAACCACAGGGUAUGAAGUUUUAAUUCCUAAUUUAGAGGGUAAGUACGAAUUGGAACAGACCAAAAUCAAACACUUGUGA
This is a messenger RNA of Sungouiella intermedia, 2061 nucleotides long. The record is from the annotation of a GenBank genome assembly. NCBI's taxonomy places the organism in Eukaryota, Fungi, Ascomycota, Pichiomycetes, Serinales, Metschnikowiaceae.